This is a messenger RNA of Drosophila elegans, 841 nucleotides long. RefSeq lists its product as uncharacterized. The transcript has a single exon. The record is from RefSeq and is a predicted model, not a curated record. Gene Ontology annotation, cellular component: extracellular region. The coding region runs from base 197 to 727 and encodes 176 amino acids. Gene Ontology annotation, molecular function: chitin binding. NCBI's taxonomy places the organism in Eukaryota, Metazoa, Arthropoda, Insecta, Diptera, Drosophilidae.
UUAACUCAUUAGAGCUGUGAGAGGAGUUGUCUACGCUAGCUGAUAAGCGCUCUAUUUAUUGAUAAGUUACAAGAUUGUGGCAACAUGAGACCUUUAAUUAAAUAUAACUUAUUAGGAAAUACCUAAUGCUUUGCCCCCGAUUGCUGAGCUAUAAAAAGCUUAGCACAUCGCUUCGAACCACCACAAAAGCUCGAGAAUGCAGCAAUCUUUACACUUGGCCCUGCUGUCAAUCGUUUACGGUGUUGUUCUCGUUGUCUGGGGAAUCAAUGGCCUAAACAUACCCGAAUGCACUGGCCAAAAUGGAAUCAUCAACAACACCCGUCCCAAUUGCAGUUACCCCUAUAUUAAUUGCUCAGCCCAGGAUUCGUUGUUUUGCUUUCAAACUGACACUUGUAGUGCCAACUUUAUCUGUGGCAACAUAGACACACUGGAUAAUUCAACUGCUUCGCCCAACCAGACAACUCCAACGGUUAUAACCUCCCCGACACCUUUGGCCAGCACCUCAACCAUCUCAACCACCUCAACCACAUCGACUUCCAGUAUCCGACGUGAGUGUCGUCCGGGUGUAACCAAAAGGUUUAGUUAUCCACAGAAUUGUAACUAUUUCUACUACUGCGUGGACGGCUUUCUACUUGUGGAACAAUGUCCUAUUGGCUAUGUCUUCGAUUCGGAGAGUGGAGCUUGUGGUGGUCGUAAACGAGAUUCGGCCGAUUGUACGAUGAAAUAAAAAGUUAAUAAGCUAAAAAAACAAAAGAAGAAAUCAUUCAAUUAGGCUUCUUGUCAUGUCAACUAAAGCUAGAAAAUAAAAUUAACCAAGAGUCUUAUCAGAUAACAAGCGAAA